Messenger RNA from Rhea pennata, 7762 nucleotides. It is a transcript of the gene HIPK3, whose product is annotated as homeodomain interacting protein kinase 3. The transcript has 16 exons. The record is from RefSeq and is a predicted model, not a curated record. Gene Ontology annotation, cellular component: nucleus; PML body; cytoplasm. Gene Ontology annotation, molecular function: protein tyrosine kinase activity; ATP binding; protein serine/threonine kinase activity. The coding region runs from base 557 to 4138 and encodes 1193 amino acids. NCBI's taxonomy places the organism in Eukaryota, Metazoa, Chordata, Aves, Rheiformes, Rheidae. Gene Ontology annotation, biological process: peptidyl-serine phosphorylation; peptidyl-threonine phosphorylation.
GGGGCCCGCGGCGGCGCCACCGGCGGCAGGAGCAGCAUGGAGCUCGGCUGGCGUCGCUCAGUUUCCCGCGCCUGGCGGGCCGCCGGUUACGUGAACGCCCGCAGGGAGCGGCCAGAAGGGAGCCGGUGCCCUGUAGCCCCGGGGCCUUAGGGACUGGCCGGCGGCCCCUGUGCUGGCAUGGCGUUGCCUCUGCAGCGGUCGCUGCCUUGCCCCGAGCCGGCGCCCUGCCCUUUGUAGGCUCCUGUCAGCGAUGUCUGCCGGCGGUAGGUCCGUCCCUCCCACUCCAGAGAAGCUCUUGCUGAACCAGGAGGCAAGUUCAAAGGACAGUCUAAGAGGUCGUCAUCUCAAAACAGCUCAAGGACGCAGGUGACAGCUCUCCCCCAAACUCCCUGUUUUUAUUUGCAAAGUAAUCAUCAGUCUCUCUGUGAGAGAAGGGCCUUGAGUCAACCACUGCGUAGAAGCAGUCUGCUGUAUGAAACAGUCACUGAAGGAGGCUUUGCGGAUACCAAGGUGAAAGCUGACGUUCUCUUCUUGACUGCCUUCGCAACAACAGUGUAUGGCCUCACAAGUCUUGGUCUAUCCACCAUAUGUUUAUCAAACCCAGUCAAGUGCCUUUUGUAGUGUGAAGAAACUCAAAUUAGAACCAAGCAGUUGUGUGUACCAUGAAAGAACUUACCCACGGAUCUAUGUGAAUGGUAAAAACUUUGGAAUUUCUCCCCACAGGGUUAGUACUUUCUUUCAGACUAAAAACCCAUUUGACAGACCUCGAGGACAAAACUUCUUGUUGCAGUCGAAUGCUGUUGCUUUAAAAAAUAUUGCAGGUGCUACUAAAGUGUUAGCAGCGCGGGCGCAGCAAGCUCAAAUAGAGGCACCUCAGACUGGGACACAAGAAAGCAGAUUGGAUACACUAGACGGACCCCAGCGAUGUGGAUUGAAGCGUAAGAGUGAAGAGCUGGAUAAUCAGAACAGCACAAUGCAGAUUGUGGAUGAACUGUCCAUAUUGCCUGCAAUGUUGCAAACCAAUAUAGGAAACCCAGUGACGGUUGUGACAACUGCUGCAACUUCAAAACAAAGUGGUACCGGUGGAGAUGGAGAUUAUCAGUUAGUACAGCAUGAGGUAUUGUGCUCUGUGAAAAAUACUUAUGAGGUUCUUGAUUUCCUUGGCCGAGGGACCUUUGGACAAGUAGUGAAGUGCUGGAAAAGAGGGACAAAUGAGAUUGUGGCAAUCAAAAUCUUGAAGAAUCAUCCUUCUUAUGCACGCCAAGGACAAAUAGAAGUGAGCAUAUUAGCAAGACUAAGUACUGAAAAUGCUGAUGAAUUUAAUUUUGUGAGAGCUUACGAAUGCUUUCAGCAUCGUAACCAUACUUGUUUGGUUUUUGAGAUGUUGGAACAGAAUCUGUACGACUUCCUGAAACAAAACAAAUUCAGCCCUCUGCAAUUGAAAGUAAUACGGCCUAUUCUGCAACAGGUGGCCACUGCACUGAAAAAACUGAAAAGUCUUGGUUUAAUCCAUGCCGACCUCAAACCAGAGAACAUUAUGUUGGUGGAUCCUGUUCGGCAGCCUUACCGAGUUAAAGUAAUAGAUUUUGGGUCUGCCAGCCAUGUAUCAAAGACAAUUUGUUCAACCUAUUUACAGUCUCGGUAUUAUAGAGCACCGGAGAUUAUACUGGGAUUGCCGUUUUGUGAAGCCAUAGACAUGUGGUCGUUGGGGUGUGUGAUUGCAGAGCUGUUUCUUGGAUGGCCACUCUACCCAGGAGCACUGGAAUAUGACCAGAUUCGUUACAUUUCACAGACUCAAGGUUUGCCUGGGGAGCAAUUGUUAAGCAUGGGAACGAAAACCGCAAGAUUUUUCUGUAGAGAAACAGAUGCACCAUAUUCGAGUUGGAGAUUAAAGACUUUGGAAGAACAUGAGGCAGAGACAGGUAUGAAGUCUAAAGAGGCCAGAAAGUACAUUUUCAACAGUUUGGAUGAUAUAGUGCAUGUGAACAUGGUGAUGGAUUUAGAAGGAAGUGACCUGUUGGCAGAGAAGGCAGAUCGGAGAGAAUUCGUCAGUCUGUUGAAGAAAAUGUUGCUGAUUGAUGCAGAUUUAAGAAUCACUCCAGCUGAGACCCUGAACCAUUCUUUUGUUACCAUGAAGCACCUCCUUGAUUUUCCUCAUAGCACCCAAGUAAAAUCCUGUUUCCAUAUCAUGGAUGUUUGCAAAUGCAGAUCAAAUUCAUAUGACUUGAGUAAUCGCAAUAAAACAUCACUUAUGAGACCAGUUGCCUCAGGCAGUGCAGCUAAUCUGACUGCAAGUUUCACCAAAAUUGGCCCAGUAAGAAGUCAGGCUUUAACUGCAUCUACUCACUCAGUUUUGCACCAAGGGAUACCACUGCAGGCGGGAGCUGCUCAGUUUGGCUGCAAUGACGUUUUCCAACAGGCAUUGAUUAUCUGUCCCCCGACUAUCCAAGGAAUUCCUACAAACCAUAGCAAGCCCACAAGUUUCUCCCUGCGGGUGGACAAUGCAGUUCCAUUGGUGACCCAAGCCCAUGCAAUUCAGCCACUACAGAUUCGAGCAGGAAUCCUUUCUCAGACAUGGUCGAAUCAGACCCAGCAAAUACUGGUUCCUGCGUGGCAGCAAGUAGCACCAGUGGCAGCUCCUGCUACUUCUUUAGCCUCUGAUCCUGUGGCUGGCCCACAAAGGCUUGGAGACUGGGGGAAGAUGAUUACCCAGGGCACCCAUUACAAUUCAGUGAUACCACAGCCUCUUUUAACACAUCAAAUAACCUUGUCUGCCCCUCAGCCAAUUAGUGUGGGCAUUGCACAUGUUGUCUGGCCUCAGCCUGCAGCUACCAAGAGAAAUAAACUGUGUCAGAACAGAAGCAAUGCAUUGCAAAAUACCAAUAUCCAAAAUGCAGCAUUUAUAUCUCCAAAGAUAAUUAACCUGAAGGCUGUAAAGAGACUAAGUUGUAUAGAAGCACAGGACAAUCAUCACUCAGAAGGACGGGAAAGUAACUACUGCGAACCAUCAGUCAGGCUGGACCCUGAUUCAUCUCUUUCAAGCAAACAGCGUCAGGCUAUCAUCAUUGCUGGUUCCCCAAGCCCGGCAGUCAGUGUGAUCACCAUUAGCAGUGACACAGAUGAAGAUGACAUAGGACGAACACAUGCACUGAGAGAGUGCAAAGGAAGCCUUGACUGUGAAGCUUGCCAGCACACGCUGAAUAUUGACCGCGUAUGUUCUCUAAGCAGUCCUGAUAGCACUUUGAGUACUAGCUCCUCGGGACAGUCUAGUCCAUCCCCUUGCAAGAGAUCCAAUAGCAUGUCAGAUGAUGAACAGGAAAGUGGAUGCGAUACUGUAGAUGGUUCCCCAACUUCGGACUCUUCGGGACAUGACAGCCCAUUUGUGGAAAAUGGCUUUGUAGCUAACACCAAUAAAAAUACAGAAACAAGAGCGUCAGUUAACUCCGAAACCAAAUCAGCUGUUUGCACGGUGGUGGUGCCACCAAUGAGACUUGAAAACAGAUUACAUCUUGAUGAACAGGUGGUGAAUACAGAUACUAGGUGCCAGCCACUGAAAAAGGGUCGGUCUGUCCUAGGAAGAAUAAACCAGUCUUCUAUUAUGGGAAACCGUCAGCGAAAAUUGACAUCAGCAUUACAUCAGCAACAUAUAAACUUCAGUCAGGUUCAGCACUUUGGAUCUGGGCCACAGGAGUGGAAUGGAAACUAUGGUCAUCGAAGACAGCAGGCUUACAUCCCAGCGAGUGUUGCCGGUCAUCCUUUCUCGCUGCCACAAGGAAGUCCCAAUCCCACGACCAUGCACGCGCAUCUGUCUGGAAGCACACACCUGGGAGGACAGCCUGCUAUCCUUCAGUAUCCAUCAUCGGCACCCCUUAGUACUGCUGCACCCGUUGCCCACCUCCUUGCAUCUCCAUGUACCUCAAGACCCUUAUUACAACAUCCAACGUACAAUAUAUCUCAUCCCAGUGGUCUAGUUCACCAAGUUCCAGUUGGCAUAAAUCCCCGCCUUUUACCUUCCCCAACCAUUCAUCAGACUCAGUACAAACCAAUUUUUCCACCACAUUCGUACAUUGCAGCAUCACCUGCUUACACAGGAUUUCCAUUGAGUCCGACAAAACUCAGCCAGUAUCCAUUUAUGUGAGAACUCAAGUACAGUAUGUUGAGGAAGCUCAAUGAUACAGAAGUUUGAUUUAAGAAGAAACAUGGUAUUUAUUAAAUAUUAGCCAUGGCACAACAGGAAAAUUAUUUUUUUGAAUCAUGUAGACUUGGGUGCAAUUUAAACAACUCUGAGCUUUAAAGAAAAAAAAACAAACUCACUUUUACUGUGUUUUGCACAUUUGGUAUAACUUGUCUUUGGUCAUGUUAUCUUCUUAUAUAGUAACUUUAGACAGGUGACUUAUAGGAGCAGAAAUCUGAUUUUGCUCCUGCUAUUUUUUAUAAAAUUGCCUUCUAACUAGUGCAAGACACGUCUACAUUUGGGAAGCCAUUCAGUGUACAGAAUUAGAGCAACAGAUGCACAUAUGUCAGCAGUACAGUGUAGAAGUAGAUUGUUUGUAUUAUGUAUCUUGGUGUUUAAAUGUUGAGUCACUUAUCUAAAAGUUGAGCUGUUGUUCUUCACAUUGCAUGUGUCUUUUGCAUGGGCAAAAAAAAAAAAAAAAAAAGGCCUAAACGUUGCUCUUAAAUGUUGUUGUCCUAAUAAUCUCAGCUGCAUUGUAAACUGUUCCCACACAUAGUGCCUUAAAUAUUUGAGGUUGUUAAUGUUAUUACUUAUAUAUAAAUGUUGAGGACUGCAGCACUUAAAAAAUCAGAUCUGCUGUUUUUGGGGUUUUCUGUUUUUUUGUUUGUUUGUUGGGGUUUUUUGGUUUUUUUUUGUUUUUGUUUGAUAGAGUAAUGCUCAUUUUGGGUUUUGUGUGGUAUGAUUUUUAGUAUUGGGUGUUUUUUCCAUAUCAGGAAGGCAGCACUGUUUUGCUCUAGCUGAGUUUUGCUGUCUCCCUCCCCCCCACCCCCCAAGAAUGAUCUAGCUUCAAGAAAAGAUUUUAGUAGUGCUUAAGAAAAGUUGAUUCAGUAGCUAUUGAGUAGUGACACACAACACAGUAUUUCAUACUGUUAAAUGGAACUGCAAUACAACCUAAGUAGUUUAUUUUCAAAGUAGUUGUUUAAUUGGAUAUAAUAAAAUAUUUAGAGGUGCAGUAGGCAUGACUUUGACUAGAUAAUGAAAGAAAAAAGCAAAGUGCUUAUUGAUUCAUGAUGUGAUUUCAUCUUAGUUUGAGCAAACCAUGCAGUAUUUAAUAAAUAGUAGUGGAAUAUUUACUAUUGAAGCUUGAAAAGAUGCGAGUUCUUUGUGUGCAAUCUUUCAUUUAUGCAUGGGAGAGAUUUUAGUCUUUUUACAUUAUAGUAUUUGUUUUAGCCUGUUGUGGGUGUUUGCUUAUUUAAUACAUUCCGUCAGGGACGUAAAUUACAUGCUUUUUGCAUUUUUUUUUUCCUUAGGAAGUGUGUCUUUUUGUUUUGUUCAAAUGAAGUUGCUUUUGCAGCACCAAAGACUUAAUCAUCCAUUUCCUAUAAAAGGUAGCUACUUUUUUCAUAGACCUCAAGUAUACUGUAGUGUAGAGAUGGGAUUUAAAGAAGGUGUUAAACUGAGGCUGUGUUUUAGCUUAUGGGCAAGUAAUAAAUUGUAUCAUUUAUCUUGAAUGUAUCAUAGAUAAGCUGCUAUAUAAUGAUUGCCACUUCAGAUAGCUGUGAAAUUAGGUGAUUUACUAGUUCUUUCUUAGCCUUCUAAUUUCUGUACAAGUCUAAUUACAUGAAAUAGAAACCAGGUUUUGAUUUUUUUUUUUUUUUAAUUUGUUUUCAUGUUUGGAGUGUCGUAACUACUAUACUGUAAAUGAUGGAAGAUGAUUGCAUAUGUUUUUUUGGGGUGUGUUAUUUGCAUCAGUAUUUUAUCUCCAUUAACUUUGAGCUCAUCACUGCAUAUAAGUGGAUGUAUCAAUGUAACUUAAUUUUUUUUAUGUUUUUAUAUUGGCAUUGUGUAGACACUUAAGCUGCAUCUUGCAGGCUUGACUUAACUUUUUUUAAAACAAAAAAUCUGGAAUAUAAUCUUUACAAUGUUGACUGGAAUAAGAGUGCAAAGCAUUUGAGUUUAACUCUGUCAAUAAGCUAACAACUGGUAAACUUUUUCUUUACUCCACUAACACAAGCAGUGUUUUAUUUAAUGAAUGUCUAAAUGAAAUAAAUGUGCCUACAUUUGAUUUAUUUUUUAAAUAAUAACUAAAAUACAACAGUAUUAGAUCAUUAAAAAACAGUACCAGCAGAACAUUUUUAAUCACACUGAAGAUUAAGAAAUCUAACUUUUCCCAAAAGUUUCAGUGUUUUUAGUAAUCAACUCUAUGCAUUUUUUACAAGUAUAAAUGUGUAUAUAAAAUAUACAUUAGAAACUAGGAGUAUCCUGAUUAAUUUGAGAUCUUAUCAACACAUACAUGAAGCCUAAAUAUAUGGAGUCAAGAAAAUGCUCAAAUUGGAUAUCCACCUUAUCACUUCAGACUUGUACUAUAUGGUCCAACAGAUUGUUUUCUGUUAACUCCUUUGUGUGGAAUUGAUUUGGUACUUACUCCAUUGCAGGCAAUGGACACACCAAGAAUCACCAGUGCAAAUGGAGUAAAUGAAUUUUUUAUUGUGAUAACAAAAAUUACUGCAUUUUCUGUGGGGCCAUGGGGAUCUUCAUUUGUCUAAUGUAUUUACUGUGCUUUCUUUUUACUGUGCUUAAGGUAUUAAGCUAAAUGUGCUUGAUAAAUUGACACAAUUAUCUGUAUAUCACAAGAGUAUCCUAUCAUAUGCAGAAAAAAGUUGCUGUAAAUGGUGCCCCAAAUUAGAUCUGCUGCUUUUCCUAUAUAUUGUAAUUUUAGAAAUGUUUGCAUUUCAAUGAAUGAAAUAUUUGGGAUUCUACCCCAGCUUAAAUUCUGAAUAAUGGGUGACUUUUCCCCAAUCCUGCAAUACAUUCUGAGAGAACAGACUCUUGUAACAGCCAAGUGUCCAAGGGCCACCUGCAGAAAAAAGCUUUCAGGGAAAGGGCCUUUUCUGUGUGUGUGUGUGUGGGGGGGAAAAAGUCAUCCUCAGAGAAACAUUUAUACAUAUGAUUGUUUUAAUGCCUUUUUUAAAUAAAACACUGCAUGAUUACAGAAUUGCAUAUUUGCAUAUUACUUUAAUUUGCAAGAUUUUAUAUGAAUUUCUUGUGUUCAGUUUUUAACUUCAGGGUGUUUUAUUGAUCAAGUAUGCUACUGUAUUAACUUUUUUGUUUUAAUUUUAAAAUCUUCUGUUUUUACUGCUAAUUAAUUUGGUUUGUGUUAAGUAAAAGUUAAAUCACACUGCAAGCUGUAGGAAGAUUUGUUCUGGAAAUACCCACUGAUAUAGACUUGAUUAAUAAGUUUGAACUGUUACUGUUUAACAAUUUGUAGACUUGUGGCUUUUCUUCCUUUUUUUUUUUUUUUUUUUUUUUUUGCUUUAGAUUUCUAUGCUACACUAGUUUGCCAUGUAGCAAUUGCACUGUGCAAUAUUACAAUAUGAGGACUGGGAAAUUUUUUAUGGAUGUAAUGUCUCUUACAGUUUGCGAUAGUAUUUCUUUCUAGUUCUCAGUGAUUUAAAUGUGACCAAGCCUUCUGUACUUUGUCACAAAAAGCGGGUUUUCCAGGUGACUAUUUUGGUGAGUGUCAAAAUAAGAAUUUAUGGUGUAUUACUGUCGAGAUUCACUUUGAAUUAAAAUAUAUAUUGCAGCAGA